Molecule: messenger RNA, 11096 nt
Organism: Orbicella faveolata
Lineage: Eukaryota; Metazoa; Cnidaria; Anthozoa; Scleractinia; Merulinidae
Product: polycystin family receptor for egg jelly-like
Biological process (GO): detection of mechanical stimulus
Cellular component (GO): membrane
Molecular function (GO): calcium channel activity; calcium ion binding; protein binding
Source: RefSeq, a predicted model, not a curated record
AGUCUGCUUUAUAAAUAUUUAACUGCUCUGAUUUCCUGGGUUGAUCUUUUCUACAACGCUUCCACUUUUUAAAAUGCCCGAUUUCGGUGUCAAUUUAGGUCGCCGCGAGCGCAAAAUACAAAAAAAAAUUCCAAAAAAAAUAACUAAAAAUCUAAACGACCUGAAACUUAUAGUUUUAGAGCUAGUUUACCUAGGCCUUUAUUCUGGCAAAAAUCGGUUUUUUUCUAUAUUGCAUGACCCUAGUUGAUCCUUACAGCAAACUGCUCUUAAGCAUUUUUUCUAAUGGAUGUCUUACUUGUCGGAGAAAUUUUAAAUGUAAAAUGGGAAAUUGUAAUGGUUAUGAUUAAUUGGUAACCUCGUGUCGUCCAAUUCUGUCUUUAAUCAUACUUGUUAUUAACAAAUCGGACUCCCGCUUCGCGGUCGUCCUGUUUUGUUAAUCGUGAGUAUGAUCACAGCCCGAAUUGGACUCCAAUCAGUCCUUUUACCACUAUUAAUCGGGAGAGUAAAUUUAAAAUCGGACGAACGAAAUCGGGAUCACGAUUACUCCCUGAAUUGUACGACACGAGGUCCAAUUAUUAAUUAAUCGUCACGACGCAAUGCAAUACUGGAGAAUGACCUUAAACAGCUGUAUGUUAUAAGCUAUCCGCCUUUCACUUUUUCUCUCGCAGAUCCCGCUCGUUUUUCAUUAGCAAGCCCGCUUUUUCGAUCGUCCCUGUUGACCGAGGGACUGCAACAGGAUACAGUUUGGAAAAGCUGACAACUCGUUAUGCAGCAGAUCAAUUUGCCUCACAGAACCAAUGUAUGUGAUUAAGGGAGGCUUUACUGACGGUCUUGAAAGGGUAAAACGGGUACUGGGAUUUACUUUUUUUUUUUUCACUGGGAAAAUACGGAAUGACACUGGGACAAUUUGUAUACGGCGAUUAUGCAGUCCUUCGCGCUAGCAAAAAGUUACGAUUAAACAAUAACCAGAGUUUGGAUAAAACCGAUAUAGUCAGUUUCCCUGCUUGGAUUUAAUUUUCGUACAAGGGAAGUUAGGCUAAACGUCUACCUGAAAUUUACAAAUAGAUUUUUAAAACGACGGAUUCACCGAGCUACAGCUCAGCUGGAGACUUAUACACAAUGUCACAAUGCUUAUAUGUAAUAAUCACUGCGUUGAAAAACAAAAUUGUCGCUAAACACGACAGUUUUAAUGCGAGCUCAUGUUGAUUUAUCCAUUUAAAAAUUGUCCAAUUUAUAGCCCUUGUGUGCAUGUUCUAAUGAUUCACACAAAUUGAGCAUUUUAACAGGUGGAUUGGCAAAAUGAGCAGGUAUUAUUUCAAACAAUAUCACUUUAUGGCACUGACUGCCUUAAACACCUUUAUGGCAAAAAGAGCUUUGUUCUGACAGACCCAUUUGUAAGAAUGAAACCUCAUCCCUUGUAAAUACAAUUAAGCAAUAAAGAUAUCACCAUUUUCCGUCGAAAGCCCGCAAAAGAACGUUUACGUCAAUCGGUUACGUUGAAUAUUUUUGAAAUGUUGAUGUCAUGCCUGCUGUGGGCUGGUAAUAAAUUCCAUCCUCGAAACAAUGACUUUUGUUUUUGGUUUUGUAAUAGUAGUCACUAAAAAUGGUUUUUUUUUUUUUUUUUCUUUUUUUUUCUUUUUGACAGACUCCAAAUUAAAGCAAUUGAUAUGCAGAUAGGACUUACGCGCACGCUUUGCUUGCUGGUGGAGUCAUUACUUACCACGCAAUUAGAUAUUCUAGAUUCGUCUCGUUUAAAAAACGAACGGUAAUUGUGGCAAUAGUUUCUAGGAAAAAAAUUUCUCUUGAUUAAGAAUGUUAUACAUAUAUUACAUUUGAGAUAAACAGAGCUGAGAGUCUCUUGCUUUGUGUUUAGUCUUUCAUUCAGUGGUGAAAACUUGAACCUUGAGCCAUGCUGUUCAGAAAAUUGUACAAAUGCAUCAUUUCUUAAAUUUUUAAUAACCGAGGUUUUGUUUGUCAUCCGGCUUUAGCUCUUUCUCACCUUUCAGUGUCUCGUGUUAAUCGCGGGCCGAGUGAUACCUUCGCCUGUCAUUUUAAACAAUGGUUGCCACACAUGGGAAUGCCUUCGGGGUUUUUAAUACACGGCAGCAAAUAUGAACGCGUGCAGAAAGGAUGAGGCGGCUUUUGAAGCCGUUAAAAGGACGCUUUGAAGGAGAAAUAGUCUUGAAAUGAAGCGCUACAGAUGGAUGCAGCUAUUGAUAUAUGUUUCUUUGUCUACGAGUGCCAGCUUGAAAAGUUCUGGAUGCCCAAACCCAUGCAACAUGCCCCUUGGUCUUGCGAAUGGCCUCAUUAAAGAUGAACAGUUCUCGUCAUUCUCAGCUUACAACAAUGAUUUUGCGACAUAUGGAGCCCAUCGCGCCCGACUCAACUUAACGGCGUGGCCACCAGGCUACAGGGCCCGUUAUAGUUUCUCCGAAAGGACACCUUGGAUCAGAAUCGACCUCCGGAAAGAGUUGAUUAUUACAGGAAUUGCGACUCAGGGUUAUGGAGACGCUUCGGUUGCGGAAUGGGUUACCAGCUAUCGCUUGAUGUAUGCCACCAAGCAGGACUUCGAUUAUUUUAAGGACAUUCAUGGAAAACUUUUGGUUUUUAAUGGGAAUAAAGACAGUAACAAAAUACGAAGACACGACUUACCAGUCCCCGGUCUGGCAUCAAAAGUCAUGAUGGAGCCGAUCACUUGGCAUAACAACAUUGGACUCAGAAUGGAAAUUUACGGCUGCGAACCAAGUUAUUAUUUUGAGGCCUGGUUGAUGUUUCACAAUAUCACAUUCACUCUAAGCCAUAUGAACACUUCCAGUGAUGAAUAUAUACAGUUCUCAUCUAGAGCGACAGAAGAGAUUCAUUCUUAUUUUACCAAAGUGGGAGGAUAUUUAUAUAACGAGGUCUUAAGAUUGAGUCCUCAGCCGUCCCCAGAGAUAGCCACGUUCGCCACGGCAGAGAUUGCCAUAUACUGCACUGAAUCCAGCGUUCUUCUUCUUAUAGCUAAACUCAAGUCCUUCAUAAGUGAAACUGAUCUUUUCGAGUCAGAUUAUCUGAAAAUAAGAUACCCAGUUGGAUGCCAUUGUGAACCUCCAGAUGUUGAUGUGCAGCUAAAACAUAGCGUUCCUGAAUCAGAUCUCAUCAUUACUAGUGACGGGCCUCUUAUCUUUAAAGCUAUUGUCACCAGCAACUGUUUCGAAAGCAACCAAACGCAGUACCAAUGGAUGCUCUCAACCGUCGACUCUGAAACAACUUACUUUUCACCUUUUUUAAUGUAUGGAGUCACAGACAGGAACACGAUCAGUAUCCGGCCAAGUUUUUUAGGCGCCGGUAUCGUGUACGUUUCGGUAGAAGUUUCAGUUUCUGAAAACAUCCCAGGAACGUUCUCGUACGAUUUUGGAUUUGUGAGAAUCCGCUUGCCGGAUAUAAUUGCUAAGAUCGUGGGACCCGCAUCAGUUACAAGGGAAUUAGGAAAUGCAACAAUAGAUGGCUCCGGGUCGUACGAUCCAGAGUCACAGUCGCUUCAAAGCGGGACAUUAAAUUUUAUGUGGCAAUGCCAAAGAACAUGUCGAUGGGAUCCAGUGGAUAUUCUGAUCUUUCCCAAAGUUGAGGUGGAACCUUGUUUUGGCAUUGCCAAUGAGACCGACUCCACAAUUUCCAGGGAAAGUACUGCUAUCAUUCACCUCCCUUCUCUAAAGUCAAACUGCACUUACUUAUUUGGCUUGACAGUAGCAAAAGAUGGCAGGGUAUCCUAUGCGAAGCAUGAGCUGAAAAUAAGGCCGGCAGUGCCAUUCUAUGUUGGAUGUAUCAAUAAUUGUCGGGCGAAAGUCAGUCCUGUGCGACAGCUUACACUCAGAGUGGUUUGUGCCAACCGACCAUGUAUAUCGAUAGCCACAUUUUCAUGGACCAUUCACACUCGUACGACCAACAGACAAGGCAAAUUCACCUGGAGUGAAUUUAAAAACACAACAAGCUUAACAAGAACUAGUAUAAAUACAACGCAGUUUCAUUUACCAAGACUCGACGCUCUUACCAACAUCAAAGAAGGACAGAAAUUCCAAGUCCGGGUCACAGCGACUGAACAUAACGGAAUUCUACAAGAACAAGCUCUUUAUACAUUUAAUGUUAAUGCACCUCCGAAACUUGUAAAUAAUAACGAAGUAACAGGCUGCCAUGUAAAUCCAGGAGAAGGAAGUGCCAUCAUCACGGACUUUUACAUCAGUUGUCUGGGUUGGUAUGAUAAAGAUAUUCCACUGCGCUAUGCUUUCAAGUACAAAUUCAGUUUCAGUACCAUUAUCAUUCAAGACGGAAAGGUUGGCAACGUGACCAGUAAACUCCCUUUAGGAGACCCUGAAAAAGAUUACGAGCGGACUCUGAAUCUUCAGAUUAUCGACGCUUACGGAGAAUUUUCAACGGUGCUAGUCAAAACUAAGGUGAGACCUCCGCCUGCGUCAGAAGCGUUGUUGAAACUUAUUGACGAAGCACAGAGUGAAAUGAGAGACCUUGUUCGGAACAACAAUGUCGACAAAGCAGCUGAUAUGGCCAUAACUAUUCUCUCUGUAGUUGAUGACAAUGAUAAGCUGAAACAAGAUGAAUCGUUUAAAGACUCCGUGUUAAACAUAAUGUCUGGAGUUAAAGUAGAUCGGCUAAACCUUGUUACCAAAGUGGCCGUCAUUACAGCUUACUCCACGAAGCGAGUCGAUCAGUCUCUCCCACAGUCUUCACAGGAAGAUGCAGUGGCAUUAUUAAGAAAAACCACUUCUUUCUUGGAAACCAUGAACAGCAGGGAAACGAAAGAACUUGAAGUUGGCACAGAGAUCAAUUUGAACAUUUUAACCGGGUUAGGAAAUGUCUUGGCCGCUUCGUCCAAGGACAUGGACAUUGAUUCCGAAAAGGAGAAUGCUCAUAUCGAUAAAAAUAAGGGUAAGAAAAUCACCAACGAUUGCGUGGAAAUGGUCAACACCAUAACUGAAGAAGAAUUAUGUGCAAACCCAACCAUAAUUACCACUCCGUACAUAAACCUUACAGCCUGCAUUGAAAAAGCCACUGAAAUGAAAGUCAGUAAGUUGCUCAAAGGAGAAAACGGAGUUAAGCUGCCUGAUGCCAAGGACCUGUUUCCAGGAGACCAACUGGACGAAAACACCGUAGUCGAUGUCAAGCUCGUGUCAUUUAAAGUGAAUCCUUACACGUGGCAUCCGAAAUCUAGAGAUAUUAAAUCUUCUGUUCUCGACGUAACGUUAAAAAACGUCACCUCAGGAAAACCGCUCCAUGUGGAGGGCCUCACCAAACCCGUGGAAAUGUACAUUAAGAACUGGCAACGUGAAAAAGAAGAGAAUCUCAAGAAACAGAAGCCACAGCGAGAGUUCUAUGUUAAACCAAGUCCCUCAGACUCUAUAAAAAACAUGCGCUAUCACAAGAUUUUUCUCCCUUAUGGCGAUGCCGAGGCAAAUAUUAGGAUCAUACCGGCAAAUAACCAGGAACUUGAAAUAUACAUCAGAUACAAAGUAAGACCUACACCGGCAGAAAAUAACUUUGCAACGAUUGUCCCGAACUUUUCCUCCUGCUUUAGCUACACGGAACACGAUGGAUUCUUCGACUGCCAAUCCGAUCCUUAUCUGUUUACUAUAUCACCAAAAAUAACCGGACACACAGGUACUCACUUUCUGGCUAUUCGUUACGUUGUAAAAUCCAUCGAGAAGAACAAUACGAAAACCGAUACACGCAGAAGAAGGAGAUGUCGUGAUACCAGCGGUCGUCAGAAACGGUCAUGCGUAGAGGUGAAGAGUCCUCCAUCUGUGGAAAAUACUGGGAGGUUAGAGUUCCAGAAUGGUUCUGACGUAAAGUAUGAUCUGUUUGUUACCAUGGGAGCAUGUAUGUAUUGGUCAGUGGAGGACGACGAGUGGACCAGCAGAGGAUGUCAGGUUGGCAGUCAGGCUACACCAGCUAAACUUCAUUGUUUAUGUACUCACCUGUCUGCAUUUGGUGGAGACUUAUUUGUGGCGCCAAAUCCAAUCGACUUUGACAAAGUUUUCGCUGAGUUUGGGAAACUGGGCGAAACUGGGAACUUUGUCGUCUUGUCCUUUGUUUGCGUGGUGUUUGGACUGUAUGCCAUUGGUCUUGUUUUUGCGAGAAGAGCUGAUAAGAAAGAUGAUUUACAGGUUGCACCGAACAUCCAUCUCAAGGCAAGAGGUGACUGUACUUACUCUUACGACAUCUCCAUCCAAACAGGGAUCUGGAGAAACUGUGGAACCACAGCGAACGUGACUAUCAUCCUUUUUGGUGAGAACGGGUGUACGCCCCCAAUUCUGUUAACACAAAGUCAUCUAGAAAAGAAGUUCUUCGCUCGAGGAAGUGUAAACACAUUCACUCUUCACCUUUCAGAAUCCCUAGGCUCGUUGUUCAAAAUUAAAAUCUGGCAUGACAACUCAGGAGAAAGUCCGGCAUGGUUUUUCCAUCAGGUGUUGGUCACCUGCAAUGCAACUGACGAUAAGUGGUAUUUUCUUGGCAACAGAUGGCUUGCUCUUGAGAAAGGCGACGGCAAGAUCGAGGUCGAGAUCAGAUGCGCGGGAAAAAAAGAAUCCUUAUCUUUCAGUAAUCUGUUCUAUUUCAGGGGCGCCAAAACUCUUGGCGAGAAGCACCUAUGGUUGUCGUUGUUCACUAAAGCUCCUCACAACACUUUCACACGAUGUCAACGUCUUUCCUGCUGCCUUUCAAUCUUGUUUGCAGCUAUGGUUACCAACGCCAUGUUUUACAAACAGGGCAUUGAACCCGAAGACACGUUCAGACUUGGCCCUAUUGGGCUAUCGUGGACUCAGAUCAAAAUAGGGCUCCAGAGUGGGCUCGUUUCCAUACCUGUCAACGCCCUCGUUGUUGCAAUAUUUAGGAAUAUAAAGCCACCCGACUCGAAAGAAGGUGACUGUCACGAAGUCAACGACGAUGGAGAGAAACCGACUGGCUGCUUCCCUCGUUUCUGUGUUUAUGCUGGCUGGGCCCUCUGUCUUAUGACAUCAUUGGUGUCCGCUGCCUUCGUUGUUUUCUACAGCCUUAUGUGGGGAAAAGAAGUAGCCAAUCAGUGGCUUGCUUCUGUCAUGAUCUCGUUUUUCCAGGACAUAAUACUGAUUCAGCCAGUUAAAGUAGUGAUUGUGGUAUCGCUGUUGUCACUCAUCAUUAAAAAACCUAUCGAAAACGACGAAGUUUAUGGGCAAGGGCACUCCAAUCAGAAUAUGGAUAAGAAAAUCAUUUCCUAUCCUCUAAGAGAGGAAGAACUGCACAAGGUACGCUCUGUGAGCGUUUUAAAGAGUAGAUUUAUCAAGGCAGUGACAGAAAUGGUCAUCUUUGCUUUGUUCAUAUUUCUUCUAAUGAUGGUGUGUUACGGUAACCGUGACAGUAAGAGAUAUACACUCACAGAGGCAGUAAAGCACGUCUUCAUACAAUUUGACAAGGUAGAUAGCAUAGAGUCCUUCUGGAUUUGGACGAGAGAAAAUCUCGUGCCAGGCCUUUACGACGUCAAGUGGUACAAUGGAAAGCCCUUUUCUUACAAGGAAGGGUUUAUCCGAAACAGAGAGGCGUUCAUGGUAGGAAUGCCGAGACUUAGGCAAAAGAGAUUUAAAAAGGACGCCAACUGUAAGAUAACUCCCAUUGAGCCACAAGUUGCCCGGCAGUUUCCUCGAUGCAUAUCACACCUCAGCUCAAGCACUGAAGACAGAACUAAGUAUCACUUGCGAAAAUGGAUUCCAGUCCACAAUCACAGCGAAUUCGAACAGCAAUUCAAACUACUCUAUCUCUGUCCCAGGCCCUGGCGUUAUGAAACGGCCGAAGAGUUAAAAACGUUGUCGUUCCAGGGUUUGAUGUCAACAUAUUCGGGCGGCGGUUUCAUCGCUGAUCUUGGUUACAACACAGAAGAUGCGCUACGUGUAAUCGACAACUUAGAAAUAAAUGAUUGGAUUGAUAAUAUGACGGCUGCUGUCUUCGUAGAAUUCACCAUUUAUCAGCCAGCCAGUUCUUUAUUCAGUGCUGUGAAGUUCUUGUUUGAGAGGUUUCCAAGUGGAGGAACAAACACCAUAACAGAGGUCAAAACGUUAACGGUUUACUCACCCAAGGAUCCGACCUUCCGUGGCCUUUACGAGACUUGCCAUUUAUUGUUUAUGUUACUUAUUCUCAUUUGUGUGGCUACCGAAAUUGGCAAAGUAUACCAAGAAGGCUGCACGUAUUUAAAAAAGCCCUUGAGUUGGCUCGAAAUGGUCCUUUUAACAAGCUCCUUCGUUUCCCUAGCCAUGUUUUUCUUAAAAGAAACAUACACGAGCGAAUUCAUUACCAAGGUCCAGGAAAAUCCAUUUCAAAGCUGGAGUAUGGACAACAUUGCAUUGUGGUCAGAUCUCGAAGUGACGCUGUUGGCAUUUGUUGUGUUUUUAGUGACGAUGAAACUCCUGAGGAUUAUUCGCUUCAACCCACACAUUAUUCAAAUGAGAAUGACUCUAGCCAUAGCUUCGAAGCACUUUUUGUCGUUUACGUUCGCUUUUAUGACAAUAAUCACUGCAUACGUCUCGCUUACAGUAUUAACGUUCGGGAGAAAUGUUUAUGAAUACCGUUCAUUUGCACGAUCAUUCAGCUCUAUUCUGUUGAUGCUAAUUGGCUCCAAAGCACCUUUCCACGAACUGCAAGAAGUCAGUAUUAUUAUUGGACCUUUUUUCGUCUUAGCUUACAUGGUGACCAUAGUAAUGAUCUUUCUGAACAUGUUCUUGGCUAUACUUAAUGACGCUUACACGGAGUCUCGUGAAACUGGACAAAAAGGGCUCGAAGACUUAAAGCUUUCGAAAUACAUCAAGGUGAAAACUAAGAAAGUCGCCAAGAAGACCAAAGUGGAGGUAAUUAAAGUUCUUCAAGCACUUCCUCAAUUAGUACGUCAAAGGCAGCCGACAACUGCCGUGACAUUUGAGGACGAGGUUACAAAUGCAAGUUCUUCUGAUGAAAAGGACGAGGACUCUGCAUUUCGAGAAGAAGAUAACCCUUCCCUCACCGAUAUAAUAAGAUUGCUCAGCGACAUAAGAGAUGAUAUUGACAAUUCUGUACUGUCCAUCGACGAUGUCGUUCCCAUGGUAACGAUUCAUGACCCAGACAAAAGAUGGUAUCGAACUGGUGGUUCUUUGGACGAUUUUCGAUUUUAUUCAUCUUCUUCUUUGUUCAGCAGUGACUCAGACAGUGCAAUUUCAAAAUCAGACAACUUUAUUUACCACGGAAACAAAUACAUCAAUCUGAUUGACGAAUGGAAUCGUAAAAAUGCUGAAAUGGGCGAAACAUUCGUUUAGUGACUUUGUUUAAAGGAAUAAUUAAACUUAUUUCUUGAUGAAUGCUAAGAUCACUUUUAUGGUCUGCUUUUAGUAACAAAAAAGACAGGCAUGUAAAGUGAAAGCUUAAACUAAGACCUUGUGGUCAAUAAAGGACUGUGAACGCACAAAAUGGCUGGAUAAAUAUGGGUUAUUGACCAAGCGAGAGGUCAAGAUUGCUGGAUAUUGGCCAAGUUCUUUUUUUUUUUCUUUUGCGUGCUUAUGGACCUACACAGAGUGGAGGUCCAUAAACAUACAAAGAAAGGACGAGGCCAAUAUCCAGCCAUCUUGACCGAACAAGCUUGGUCAAUAAAGGAUUUUAUUACAUGGAAAAAGACCACUAUUUUCCUGCGGGAUACAGCGGGUAAUCCCGAGUGGGCAAGAUGGCGCCAACCUACCCUCUUGGGUAGCCAAUCACAACACAAGAUUCGGUUCAUCUCGCCCGCUCACGGGACUGUUGGCUUCCCUGGGCUUCCUGGCCUUGUACAUUGAUAUGUUUAAAUAAAUUUAUAAAGGGCAAAAAAAUUAAAGCAAGAACAAGAACAUUGCAAUUGUAUAGGAAAAGGCAAUUACAAUUUACCUUUUCAUAAAGCCUCACUCUAUUUCAAAACACAGAACAGAAACCAACGAUAAUAAUUGGGCUUUAAUUCAAGUCACUUUCCUGUGUGCUGAAAAGCAACAGGACAGUUAAAAACUGCUUGCGAAGGCAUUGCUCAGUUUGUUACAGGCGUACCUAUGGGGGUAUUCUGUGAUUUCAGUAUUGUUAAAAGCCGUUAAUUUUCAAUAAACUGCUGGCAAUGAUAUCCUGCGCUACUGUAGGCACGAAAACCUACCGGCAGCACUGGCUACAUAAGCUUACAUAGAAACCGUCUUUAAAAGAGAGGAAUGCGAGUGAGUCACGACUUAUCACACUAAGAACAAUACGUCCUACACAUUACCUCUUUUAAUUGCAUUUUGCCUUACUUAUUAAUGUAUCAUGCCACUAAUUAGGAAAAUAACCCGGAGAAUAUCGGCAAGUCGGCUAGCAAGGUAAGUGUUUCCAUAUUCUUUACGGUUUCUUUUCAGUUAACAUGAUGAAGGUUUUUGCAGAGUGUUGACAAUAUAACGGCACAUAUAGGAUUUAUAAAUACUUCGGUAAUUAAUCCCGCUCGAUGUGAGCAAUACAUGGCGGAGAUCUUUCAUCCACACUGUGUAGUGGGUAGAUCAUCUGUUGAAACACUGAAGUUUGGAGUAGUUCACAAUACUCAAGUAAACGUUUCAAUAAAAUAAUAAAACGGCGCUCCGACUCGCGAUUGUUGGAAAGACAAAAGUCAUCUCGUUCAGUCAUGGAACCGCAAUAGACGAACGAUGGAAAUGCAUUUAGCUCUACAUUAGUCAGUUUGUACUACACCGAAAAGGCUACAUAUAACAAAUAACAACCUAUGACUGUUUUCUGCUCUGUCUUGUGAGUGUCUUCGAUCAACGGCAAACGCAAAUCAAUAGGGGAAUAGGGGAGAACGCGUCCCUAAAUCAAUUUAUUUACAGUAACAGAAUUAUGUGUGGUACUGACGUAUUUAAGUGCAUUCAAAAAAUAAUGUCGUCUUUUCGUUUCAUCUUUUAUGUAUCGCUUUCAGCAUAUGAAGGCGUCUGUAGGUAUAUGCCGCUAACUGAUUUCCGGAAUAACAUAUUUUUUCUUCCUCUUGGUCAAGUUUUGGAUUAGUCCUCUGUUAUUCUCCACAGUACGUCCUAUAUUGUCAAAAUAUAAAUAAUUGUUUUAAAAUAAAAGGAAUUACAAAA